CUUCUCUUCCUCUGCUGUCUCUGUCACACACACAUGCACACUCUCUCUGAAGGAGGAGUUUUUCUCUGAGAUUUUGCCAUUUAUUCAAGGGUCCUUUUGCUUUCGCCCUUCAUCCUCGAUAACCCCAUCUUCUCUUUAUUGCCUUUUCCCACACAAUCUCACGGCUGUGAUCUUCUCGUCCUUCCCUUCGUACGCCUACUAGGUCUCCCUCUUGUCAGCUCCUCUGUUUUGCAAGCAAUGGAGUCCAGCCAGAUUUCUGUGGAGAUUGUUGAGCUGCCGCUUGAAAAUCCAACUUUGGAGUCACCAGCCAAGGACGACACUAGUGAUAAUAAUGAGGUUGUGAGGUGCUCCUCGAUUGCUUCUUUACAAUGCACUCAAAGACCAUUUCGAAGACAAAGUAGCUUGUUAAAGGUUAAGACUAAGUCAAGGAUAAUGGACCAUACGGUUGGAAAUUUUGUGGAGGAAGAGGAGGAGCAGGAUCAAUUAGUCGAAAAGGAUGAGUUAGUCAAAGAGGACUUAGAGCGAAAAAGUCUAUGGGUUUUGUUCCAAUGGGUGGGUUUUGUUUUGAUAACAACGGCUUUUAUUUGUAGCCUUAGUCUUCCAAGUUUCAGAAAGAAAAAUUUAUGGAAACUUGAGUUAUGGAGGUGGGAAAUCUUGGUUUUGGUAGUUAUAUCUGGAAGGUUGAUAUCAGGUUGGAUUAUUAGAAUAAUAGUGUUUUUCAUUGAGAUGAACUUUCCGUUAAGGAAGAGGGUUUUUUACUUUGUUUAUGCAUUGAGGAACAUAGUUCAAAAUAGUCUGUGGAUGGUUCUGAUUUUGAUUGUUUGGCAGUACUUGUUUGAUAAGAAUGUUGCGAAGGAAACCGAUAGUAAUGCUCUUAGAUUUGUUACUAAGGUUUUAGUUUGUGUUGUGAUGAGUCUGGUGUUUUGGCUUGCGAAGACACUAUUGGUGAUGGUUCUUCCAUCAUCUUUUCAUAAGAGCACAGACUUUGAUAGGAUACUAGAUUCUUUAUUUAAUCAGUAUGUGAUUGAGGCACUUUCAGGACCACCUAAAAACAAAAAAAUAGAUGAAGAAGGGAAGGGAAUUGGAGGGAGUGGAAAAAUGAGGAAAAGUCCACAAGACAAAACCAAUACACCCUUUUGCUUGGCUUCUAGAAAGGGACAUAAAAAAAGUUGGCACAUGAGCAUUGAUGAGCUUCACCAAAUGAAUCCUAAGAAUAUAUCUGCUUGGAAUAUGAAGGAGCUACUGAAUAUAAUUCAGCAUGGUCCAUUUUCUACCUUGGACAAGCAAAUAGAAGAUAGCAAGUCAACUAAAAUUAAAACCGAAAAUGAGGUGGAAAACGCAGCAAAAAGGAUAUUUGAAAAUGUUGCUAAGCCUGGAAUUGGGUACAUUGACUUGGAGGACAUUGAGAGAUUCAUGGGAGAAGAUGAGGCCCGGAAGACUAUGAGACUCUUUGAAAAAGGAUCUGAAAGCAAGAGAAUUAGCAAAUUAGCAGUGGAGAAUUGGGUGGUUAAUGCUUUUUGGGAAUGGAGGGUUCUUUCCUUGACACUGAAUGAUACCGAGACAGCUGUUAAAAGACUUCAUCACGUGGUAAAUGUCUUGGUCAUUAUCAUCAUAGCAGCCAUAAGUCUCCUUAUAAUAGGAAUAACAACUGAGAGAGUCUUUCUCAUGGUUAGCACUCAUGUUCUUUCGCUUGCUUUCAAAUUUGGAGACACUUUGAUCUUCAUAUUUGUAACUCGUCCAUAUGAUGUUGGUGACCGUUGUCAAAUUGAUGGCGUUCAAAUGGUAGUGGAAGAGAUUGGCAUCUUGAACACUAUUUUCUUAGGACAUGACAACGGGAAGAUCAUAAUCCCAAAUAGUGUCCUUGCUAGAAAACCCAUCUGUAACUUUUAUUCAAGCCCUGACAUGGGAGAUGAAAUUGAGUUUUGUGUCCACAUAGCUACUCCAGUGGAAAAAAUUGAUAUGAUGGAACAAAAGAUACUAAGGUAAGUUUGCCUGCUUGCUUGCUUGCAUGUGGGUUUGUGGGCACUCAUGGGUAGGCAUAAAUUUCCUUUGGUUAAAUGUCAAGUUUAAGAGGAUUUCAUUUUGUUGUAGAUAAAUUUAGAGGUUAUUAGAGAAAUGUUUCUUCCUUUCAAUGUGAUGAUUUUCUGGAAUUAGCUUAAAUAUUGCCUGUGUUGGUUUAAGGAUGAGAUUAUAGUAUUAUAUACUAUCAAGGGAACUUUUAUAUUCCAUGUAUUAUUGUAUUGAUCAAAGACAAGUCAAGGGCUUCUUUUGUCUAUUAACUUAGUGUCAGUUUUAUCUCUUACAUAUCGUAAAGUUAGCUGUAAAUUUGCUUCUACUACUCCUUUAUUGGGGCUUCUUUUGUCUAUUAACUUAGUGUCAGUUUUAUCUCUUA
Messenger RNA from Rubroshorea leprosula, 2392 nucleotides. The record is from the annotation of a GenBank genome assembly. Lineage: Eukaryota; Viridiplantae; Streptophyta; Magnoliopsida; Malvales; Dipterocarpaceae.